ACUCUGCCUGCCAUUUUGUAAGAUAGAAGGGUGAUAAUAAAAAGUUUUAUGGUUUUAAAAUUUUUAAAAAGCUUAUUUGCCAGUUUUAUUAGGGCCCAUAACAAAUGUUUAAAUGGACGCUGCGUCCAUAAUAACUCAGGUGUCACGGGAUGACGAGCAGUUAAACAACUAUGGAUCUGAUAGAGGAGCUACUACUGGCGGCCAACAUGAGGGAGAUGGAACACCAGUAUCAGGUUCCACUCCCAUUGGGACUAAGAAGUCAAGUGGUACGGGUGGAUUCCUUCGAUCGUUAUUGUGUUGUUGGCGUGGUGGACGAGGAAAGGGCCCACCUAGUGGAAAUGGCACAAAUAGUAUUGAUGGCAGGGCUUCACCUCCACUCCUUGUUAUGUCCGACCAUGCACCGAGACCGUUACUUCCACCUGUGCGACAUCAGGACAUGCACAAAAAAUGUAUGGUGAUAGAUCUUGAUGAAACAUUAGUCCACAGUUCUUUUAAGCCAAUAAAUAACGCAGACUUUGUGGUACCGGUGGAAAUAGACGGCGCGGUCCAUCAGGUGUAUGUGCUUAAGAGGCCGCACGUUGACGAGUUUCUGCGGCGCUGUGGGGAAUUGUAUGAAUGUGUGCUUUUCACCGCAUCUUUGGCUAAAUACGCGGAUCCCGUAGCUGAUCUUCUGGAUAGAUGGGGCGUAUUCCGAGCGCGAUUGUUCCGUGACAGUUGCGUGUUUCACAGAGGGAACUAUGUGAAAGACCUGAACAGUUUAGGCAGAGAUCUGCGACGCGUCGUUAUUGUCGACAACUCGCCAGCUUCAUACAUAUUCCAUCCUGAUAACGCUGUACCUGUCGCGUCAUGGUUCGACGACAUGACCGAUUCAGAACUAUUGGACUUAAUACCGUUUUUCGAGAAAUUAAGCAAGGUUGACAGUGUUUAUACAGUGCUCCGCAAUUCAAACCAUCCGUACAAUCCCACGCAGAACGCCUCCCCUUCCAUGUAGCGGACAGUGCGUGCGAGCCCGCAGUGCGUGCGCACGUAUACGCUCGAUUGUAUGAACUACGACAAUACGAAGUGCGAAGAAACGUGUUUUAACAGUUACGAAAGCUUGAAGUGCGCAUACGCGUACGAAUCGCACGUACGCGCAUACGAUACGUGUAUAACCCAAGUCUUGAAGGAAACACGUAUACACCAGUCGCGUGUCUACCACCAGUGUCCCACCGAUCGCGAUUUAGCCAACAUACAGACGCACAGGCCGUUUAUAGCGUUCAUACAAACGAUAAUAAACAAAGGAGCGAACUUCGUCUUAAGUGCCAAUUUUGCCUUCUGGAUAGUAAGGACUUUGUUUGUACCUAUUUUACAGUUUAGGUAUUUCUUAGUACGUAAGUGGUCGGUGUGAUUUCACGGCUUGCGACGAAUCCCCGCUGUAGGAAUAUCGAUUUUAUCUUUUUAUAUCGUGCUUGGGAUCAAAUAUGAGUAAGUUUCACCCUCCUUGUAUAUAGGGUGUCCAUAAAUCGGUAUUAAUAGGCAAUAAAUUUUAUUCUCAAUAUAUUUUAACAUGACUAGAUGUAAACUUUGAUUUACGCCAAUAAUACACCUUUAUUUAAGGUAUUUUACUAACUAGAAUUUUGUUAACUCAACAUGACUGGUUCUGUUAUCAUAACCACAUAACAUCGAGUUAAGUAAAACAAUGUAAAAAUUCGCGUUUAUAACCUUUUAGAUGAAUACGUACAGCCAAACCAUCAAAGAAUCGUGUUUGGAACACCCUGUAUACAAUAAUGUUACGAAUUUUCGCGAUUCGACUGUUAUUAUAAGUCAUACGUGUAAAUAACAUUGAAAAUCUUAAUAGCUUACGGUACAUUGUGUUGUGUAAAUAAGCAAUAGAUUAAAAUUCAAGUAUCAAGAUUUUUGCACAGAUAAGACCGAAAUUACAUUAUCAUAAGGAGUUUUCUCGUAAUUAUUACAUAUUUUACUGCGUACUAAAAUGACUAUGAACUGAAAUCAACGGAUUUUGAUACUUUCCCGAGCUACAUAUUCCAAUUUAAUUAUAAGCUGUGGGUAUUAUGAAUAUGUAAUUUUGGUCAAGAUUAUCACAAAAGCAUUAUGUGAUCGCAAUACGUUUUUUUCAUAUUUUUCUUGACAAUAAUGUGAAUAUCGAUGUCAUGUCUUAAUGUUAGAAUAAAUCAUGAAGUCAUAGAACGGGUGAAUUUACGUGUUAGAUUCUAUAAAUGAGAAUUGCCGUCUCUCUCUAUACUAUAACUUAGAGUGGGACGGCAGACCUUUAAAAUUUCUAUCUAAAUAGAUUUUAUACUUUUCAAAGCUUAACAUUUUAUGUAAACAACGUAAAAUAUUAACACAGUAUUAACUAGAUAAGAAUUCGAUGCCAUGAAAUAUAGAACCGUACGGUUUAAAUAUAUUUUUACACAAUAUAAGAGAGAAAACGUCUUUCGCUUUUAAUAUAAAAUCAUUCUAUAAAGCAUUCUAAUGGUUGUCGUGAAACGCACGAAUCGAAUUCCCAAGUGAUUGGCGAAAUUUCUGAUAAUCCCUAAGUAAGAUUUGAUAAGUAUGAAUUUGAUGGUGCUUGCAGUAUUAUUAAGCAACGUGUGUUUCGAUUAACGCACAUUUGGCACUAAAUUUAAAACUGCAGCUUUCUUUGACGGCGCGCGAAUUAUUUAUUAUAUUUUUAUUUUGCUUAGCAAAUCAUGAUUUUAUCGUUUGAGCAAUAUAUUUCUGUAGAUGUAAAUAAGAUUUUUUUUUAUUGAUCGUUUUUAGAACGGUUUUGACGAUUCAUUUACUAAUUUAUGUAAAUGUUUGUUAUUUAGUGACUACGGUGUAUGUAUAUACCCUUUAUACUAGGUUCUAUCUGUAGUUUGUAACCUCUUAACAUAUACAGUGACCUGUAAUCCACAUUAUUAUUUGCCUUUAAGCGUUUAGAUGUUAAGGCGUUUUUCAGAUGCACUAAUGUUAUACGUGAAAAUUUAUCGUAGAUUUAUACGAAUGUAAUGAAAUAAGCACAAAGGUCGUACCUACGCGUCUACGUUAUUAUAGGCGUACGUGUACGUGCACGCAUAAACUUGUCACUGAGUGUGAGUCACCUCGUCUUCACCAUAUAUACAGAUACCGGCAAACUUCUUGAGCAUUAAACAAGGGAGUGGGGGAAAGUUUGCGCAUCGUACACAUCCCGGGACACAAACGUCAACUGAUUUACAAAUCAC
Messenger RNA from Pieris brassicae (large cabbage white), 3203 nucleotides. RefSeq names its product carboxy-terminal domain RNA polymerase II polypeptide A small phosphatase 1 (gene hzg). Lineage: Eukaryota; Metazoa; Arthropoda; Insecta; Lepidoptera; Pieridae. Gene Ontology annotation, molecular function: RNA polymerase II CTD heptapeptide repeat phosphatase activity. The coding region runs from base 113 to 991 and encodes 292 amino acids. The transcript has 5 exons. The record is from RefSeq and is a predicted model, not a curated record.